AUGUAUAAGUUCAAUUUCUGUAGCGAUUUUCAUUUCAUUUCAGUUUUAAUUUUUAACCGAAUAAAAGUGUUUUUCCGUAUAAUCAUUAAAAAUGGGAGUUCAAUAUUUGACUAGAUUUGUUGAAGAUAACAAACUAUACAGUUCCAUAAAUAUUUGUGAAAAGAUUCGAGAAAAUGCGAAUGCCAUUAUAAUAUUCGAUGUAAUGGGUUUUGUGCAUCUAUUUGGAUCCUGUACAGAUGAAUUAAAUUUGGGAGGACGACAGCAUAGUUAUCUCCGUGUAUUCGAAAAAUUCGUGGAUGAACUCAAAAAAGCUGGAGCAACACUAGUAUUUUUCUGUGACGGCCAAUUGCAACCAGAUAGAAAUGAUAUAUGGUGCAGUCGACGUGAUAAUGAGUUUCAUGAUGCAAUGUCGCUCAUUGGAAAUUCUUCGAAUGCAAAUCAACGAAAACCAAAAAGAUUUGGAUGUAAAACCCUUUCGAAAAGUCUUACAAAACUAAUUGAAGAUAAGAAUUAUGGUGAUGUUUUGAUUUCAACUCAAGUAGAGUGUGAUUCAUCAAUUGCAAAAUAUGCUGCUGAAAAUAAAGCAUUAGCAAUUGUCGCAAGCGAUUGUGAUUUCCUAAUCUACGAAGGAAACGCUGAAUGGUGGGACAUAAAAUUUAUUGAUAUGGAAAGAAUGCAAGCCAAUGCCUAUGAUCCACGUAAACUACGCCGUUUUCUUCAUCUGACAGAUGAUAGGCAAAUGAAAUACGUUGCAACAAUUGCCGGAAAUGAUUGUACUAAAUCUAUAAUCAAUCAAAAAUACAUUAAUUUUAAAAAAAUUGCACAAUUUUGUGCUUCUCUAAAUCCAGAACAUUCCGAUGAAGAGAUUUUCAAAAAAAUCGAAAAAUACAUGCGCGAAUCUAUGUACGUUCGGGCAAAUGAUGCAAGAGAUUGUAUCAUCAAAAGCAUCAAGUCAUACGAUAUAAAUUUCAACACAACCGAUAUCGAUCCAUUCGAUAAAUAUUGCUCAUCGAAUGUUUUGAUAUACGCUUUUCGAAACGAUGCAGUGUUUCAAUAUGAAGUUAACUUUCUCGAUUUUAACAUAAGGAACCAUCAAACUAACCAACCUUAUUUCAACGAGCUUUUAACUGUUUUUUGUAAAUUGGGUGGAAUUAUACUAAAGGACAAAUCUAAAAGCGACCCAAAAUUGAAAAUUGUUUCGAAAUAUUCAAUGAAAGAAAAAUACCUGCGAAAGAUCCAUCAACCGAUUUAUCCAAAUGAUGACGUGAAAUUUGAAAAUCUGAUUCUUGAACCAAGUCUUAACGACGAUGUCAAGUGGAAUUUGCUUCUUUGGAGCAUCGGAAUAGAUGCACAACUCAAGUUUUUUUUGAAGAAAAUUCCAGUGGAAUAUGUUCUAACAGUUUUGGCUAUAUUUUUCCUGCACAAUAAGACACAGGAAAUUGAUCACUUACAAGCAAAUGCAAUAUUGAAAACUCAAUAUGACUUUUUGGAAAAACGUAAAUUUCUGCCAUCGAUGAAACCAAAUUUGAAUAGAGAGUCGAUUCGUGUUGGACAACUUUUCAAUAAAACAAAUACCUUGUUAUGGGACUGCUUUACGGUGUGCGGACUCAAGAAAUUCAUUCAAUUGGAUUGGUUUGAUGGACCGUACUUCGGUCAUAUCUUAAAUAGAUUUCAACAAGCAGACGUCUAUGAAAGGGACAUGAAAGAGAUUAAGGAAAGUGUUACAAAUAUAAAUAACUUCAUCGUGGACGAUAAAAGAUUUCAACAGAAAUUGGAUUUUCACCAAAAUUACAAUGAAUAAAAUGAUCAAAGUAUCAAAAUAGGAGUCUAGUAGAACUCCAAAUUUGUCGAAAAACAUUAAAAUAAACAACAAAUUUUUUAAUUCACAAAAUUGAAAUGUACCAAUAGAACACUAUUCAUAUUGUAGUAUCAAUAUUAUCAAUACUAUCACAAUAUAUCGUUAGCGUCAUUAUAUUCACUGUCAAAAUAUGUCAAUUAUUAUCAAAAUAAAGUUUUUGUCUAUAACUAAUAAGAUGUAACCCAGUUCAUUUCUUAUUCAAUUUACGAAUAUGUACGGUGUUAUGCUAAAUAUGAAACGAUUAGUGGGUUUUUUAUUUAGUAGAAAGUAAGAGUGAUCAAAAUGCAAUAAGAAAAAAAAGAAGGGCACAAAGAUCAACUCAAAAAAUUGCAAGCAUAGAAUAAGUAUAUACUUUAAUCAUUUUCACUU
This is a messenger RNA of Contarinia nasturtii (swede midge), 2227 nucleotides long. RefSeq lists its product as uncharacterized. Gene Ontology annotation, cellular component: nucleus. NCBI's taxonomy places the organism in Eukaryota, Metazoa, Arthropoda, Insecta, Diptera, Cecidomyiidae. The coding region runs from base 92 to 1801 and encodes 569 amino acids. The transcript has 5 exons. The record is from RefSeq and is a predicted model, not a curated record.